AUGUACAGGGAAGCUGAUUAUUCUUCUUUUUACACACUAGACAUAACCGAUUCUCUUUCUAGUGCAAUCUACUCUCUUUUGCAGGAAUUCAAGGAUGUGUUCCCGAAGGAACUACCGAAAGGAUUACCUCCAAUUCGAGGCAUUGACCAUCAAAUCGAUUUUGUUCCUGGAGCAAUUCUACCAAAUCGACCAACCUAUAGAGCAAAUCCGGAGGAAACAAAGGAAAUUCAAAGGCAAGUCGAUUCCCUCCUUGAAAAAGAACAGGUUCGUGAAUCUCUUAGUCCUUGUGCAGUUCCAGUUAUUUUAGUGCCUAAGAAUGAAGGGACUUGGAGAAUGUGUACAGAUUGUCGUGCAAUCAAUAAUAUUACUGUUAAGUAUCGUCAUCCUAUUCCUAGGAAAUUUGUUGUUGUUUAUUUUGAUGAUAUAUUGAUCUUUAGCAAGUCUUUAGAUGAGCAUGUUGAGCAUUUGAAACUUGUUUUAAGUGCCUUGCGUGAAAAUAAACUAUUUGCUAACAUGGAAAAAUGUGUCUUUUGCACUCCUGAAGUUAACUUUCUUGGAUAUAUUGUUGGUGCAAAUGGCAUAAGUGUUGAUCCAGCCAAGGUAAAUGCCAUCUUGGAGUGGCCGACUCCAACCAAUGUGUCUCAGAGAAGCCCAUGGCGGAGGGUUGCUGGGACAUUUUGGCGUUGA
Messenger RNA from Coffea arabica (coffee), 687 nucleotides. NCBI's taxonomy places the organism in Eukaryota, Viridiplantae, Streptophyta, Magnoliopsida, Gentianales, Rubiaceae. The record is from RefSeq and is a predicted model, not a curated record.